ACUCAUUCAUUCAGCGAUUCAUGCUCCAAGCUUCUGGAUAAAAACCAACGACUGAAUUUUCUUUGAAAGAAUCUGUGAAACAGCAAGAGGAAAAUGAAGCCUGCUGCAGUUUUUCUUGCAGUUGCAUGCCUAUUUUUUGCAUAUGUACAAGGACAACCAAGGACCAAUGUGAGGAGGUGUUUGUGUCUGGGUCCUCUAGUUAACGCCGUGCGGACACAACGCAUUGACAAGAUCGAAUUUUAUCCAGCAAGUGCAACUUGUCAGAAUGUGGAAAUUAUUGCCACUCUUAAAAAUGGUGCAGGACAAAAAUGUCUGAACCCUGAAUCUGAAUUUACUCAGAAGUACAUCAUAAGAUCCAUUAAAAAAAGGAAUGCAGUGUAAAGCACGUGCUGUGACGCUAUGCUGAACCGAUGUGAAACGAUCCUGUGUGCAUGCCAACAGUUUCAAUUCCUGCACUGAUGAACCAUGUCUUAUUCCUUAAAACUGAUAAAGCUCAUCUUAUUACAUUUCCUGCUGUUUACUUUAUAAGUCCUAACUUUAUAUUCCCGGAUACGUUUCUAUCUAAUUUUUUUCACAUAAUUUGUGUAUGUUUUUGUAAACUGAUUAACAUGUUUGAAGUAUAAAGCAAUAAACACAAAGAUUUUUUUAACAUUUCUAA
Molecule: messenger RNA, 658 nt
Organism: Tachysurus vachellii
Lineage: Eukaryota; Metazoa; Chordata; Actinopteri; Siluriformes; Bagridae
Product: C-X-C motif chemokine 11-6-like
Exons: 4
Coding region: 94-381 (95 amino acids)
Biological process (GO): neutrophil chemotaxis; cellular response to lipopolysaccharide; antimicrobial humoral immune response mediated by antimicrobial peptide
Cellular component (GO): extracellular region
Molecular function (GO): CXCR chemokine receptor binding; chemokine activity
Source: RefSeq, a predicted model, not a curated record